AUGGAAACUUUUCGAGGAAAGAUCGAAAACACCAGAGAUGCCUUGAUUAUCUUCGAGGCUUGCAGACUUGGUAUUUUACAAAGGAUUACCCGGCGUUGCCUGGAAGAAGAAAAGAAGGAGUUUGUUCCUGGAUCCGUUUUUGUCUAUGAUGAGGAUGAGUCUGGCAUCAAACGAUGGACUGACGGGAUAAAAUGGUCCCCAAGUCGAAUUUAUGGAGACUUCUUACUGUAUCAAGAGCUCGAAUAUCGUCUGCAUAGCGUAAAAAGCUUCGAAGAAAUCGAUGAGACCAUCAAAAAACGCAUCGAAAAUGAAAACUUAAAAUAUCAUGUUUGCAACAAAGGGACAUUCGUAUACAGCAAAGAAGGAUUUAAUAAGAAAACAAUUUCAGUAACUGUUGAUGGUAGCCUUCAACAUAUGAUUAUAUACGAAGACAAAAAAGGUAGUCAUGAUAAUCUUCAUCCGCCAUGGGCUUACGUUGAACUUUCAAAUAUCGAACCAAGCAAGGCCAUCAUCAAACAGCUCGGAUUGCGCAAGAAACAACAAUGUUCAAAAGAUAUUAAGGAAAAUAGUGAAAUUCAAAAUGUCAAAAGCGAAGAUAGAAAUCACGUGGAUAUCAGCAAGACCGAAUUAAAAUAUCAUUGUCAAUCGCUCAACCUCAGCGCUCCUCGUCAUCCAAUUCAAACUUUACCAUCUAUAGUGGAUCCAUUUUCACCUGUACAUACCCCGGAGAAAACUCCCGAGACAGAAAUUACAGAUCCAAUGAAAAUCACAAGCGUAAUUAACUGGUUAGGUGACGCCCAUGAGAAAAGCGAUAAAUCUAUGGUCAAAGGAAAUGUGACCAUCCCACUUUCACCACGGAUCUCCAGUUCUGAUAUUGUGGCUUCGACAUCAUCUGAUAAUCACUACGGGAUAAUGGAUGGAUUUUCUCAUAAUCCGUGGCACAAUUCGUUUUCCAAUUCUUUAAGAUCUCGAGUUACUUCUUUCUAUCCUUCUAUGGUCAUCAGGGAACCUCUUCUUCCUUAUAAUGUGCCCCACAAUCACGUUGAACCACGUCAUGAUCCGAUCAGUCAUGAUUACUACGGGUUUAUGGAUUACUCUAGAUUCUAG
Molecule: messenger RNA, 1107 nt
Organism: Acaulospora morrowiae
Lineage: Eukaryota; Fungi; Glomeromycota; Glomeromycetes; Diversisporales; Acaulosporaceae
Source: the annotation of a GenBank genome assembly